Molecule: messenger RNA, 1176 nt
Organism: Haliotis rubra (blacklip abalone)
Lineage: Eukaryota; Metazoa; Mollusca; Gastropoda; Lepetellida; Haliotidae
Product: procathepsin L-like
Exons: 8
Coding region: 255-1004 (249 amino acids)
Cellular component (GO): lysosome
Molecular function (GO): cysteine-type endopeptidase activity
Source: RefSeq, a predicted model, not a curated record
UGAUACAGGACGCUUGUAACGAUGUUGCGUUUGGUGUGGUACUCAUUCUCAUUGUUUCCAUUCACUGUUCGCGGAUUGAGCUGGACCAAGAAUGGGAACGUUAUAAAUCUCAGUACCACAAAGCUUAUAGCCAUAACGAAGAAGUCGAUAGACGAGCCAUAUGGGAAAACAAUGUUGGAGUGAUAGAACGUCAUAACCUGGAGGCGGACCUUGGACAACACACCUACAGACUCGGACAAAACAAAUAUGCCGACAUGUCUCACGAGGAGUUUCAACAGCGGAUGACCGGUUAUAAGAAGUUCAAGAGUCAAGGCGGUCAGCUGCCGCUUGUCCUGAAUGUCAGCACCUCGGACCUGCCGGACACAGUGGACUGGCGCAAGGAUGGUUACGUCACGAACGUCAAGGACCAGGCAGCAUGUGGAGCGUGCUGGGCGUUCUCCGCCACCGGUGCUCUUGAAGGACAGCACUUCCGGAAGACGGGGAAACUUGUGUCUCUGUCAGAACAGAACCUGGUCGACUGUUCCCGGAAUGGUAAUCUUGGAUGUGAUGGAGGGAACAUGGCACUGGCAUAUGACUACAUUCGUCAGAAUGAUGGUAUCGACACAGAGGAGUCCUACCCAUACGUUGCCGAGCAAGGACCUUGCAAGUUCAAACGAGAAAAUGUUGGCGCGACUGUUACCGGUUUUGCUGCUGUUAUAUCUGAGUCGGAAGAUGCCUUGAAGAGUGCAGUGGCCUUGGAAGGGCCCAUCUCUGUAGGCUUGGACUCUUCACCAUUAACUUUCAUGCUGUACAAGAGCGGCGUCUACAGCUCCCCUGAAUGCACCAGCAGCGGCCUCGGCCACGCUGUGACUGUCGUGGGCUACGGCACACAGGAUAAUAAAGACUACUGGCUGCUGAAGAACAGUUGGAGCACCACUUGGGGCGAGGACGGAUACAUGCUCCUUGCACGUAACGAUGGCAACAUGUGUGGAGUGGCCACGUUUGGAACCCUGCCCCUUGUGUAGACGACCGUGACGACACCCAAAAUAAUGAGACGCCGUACAUGUAGUUGUUGUUGCAACGGUACCAUAUCUGUCCAGUAAUACCAUUCGAAGGUGUACAUCUUAGGUGAAUGACAAGUUAACUAUUGUGAACAUACACGGACAUCAAUAAAGAACAAAAUAGACAUGAUAAUAA